AUGUCGGACGACAAACGUGAUCUUGAGCGGCGAACCCCGCACAUCGUCGUACCGUACACAGACGACGAGGACGCCAGCAGCUCGGCGACAACCACUCUGCUGCCUCAACCGCAGGCGUCAACUUCGACCUCCAAGUCUCGACGACGAUGUUGGCGACUAGCGGUGCUGGUGGGUGCGAUGCUGGCCAUGUGUAUCGGGGUGUUUGAGCUGCUGUUCCACGGUCGGGAGGUCGAGUCGCUACGCGCCGCACACGAGCAGAUCGCACAGCUCAAGCACGACCUCGCCGAGCAAAUCCAGGGCGGAUACCACAAGAUCAUGGCCGCCACUAAUCUCCGCCUUUCUCCCUCCAGCGGCGACGUUGAUGCGGGAGUGAAGGCGGUGAUGGAUCGUUCGGUCAUUGUGUUGAAGACCGGCUCGUCGGUUGCGUACGAUCGACUUCCCGUCCAGCUCCUCCUUGCGCAGCAAACCCUCCACCCUGAAGUAUACCGCAGCGGAGAAGCUGGCUACAGCGGUCCUCAACUGUUGCUUUACUCGGACUCGGACAUGCAGUUGGGCGAGUUCGAGGUGCACAACGCCCUCGCCAACGUGUCGGACUAUGUUCGUCACCAGCCUGAUUUUGCGAAGCAGUAUGCGCAGCUGCAAAAGCUGUUGCAGGAGGAUGACCUGGCAAAAGUCAAGGAGUUUCAGGAUGGAUGGAAUCUGGACAAGUGGAAGUUCCUCUACAUGUGGCAGGAUGCCUACCACCGUCAGCCCGACGCAGACUGGUAUAUUGGAUACGAGGCCGACACGUACGUCUUCUGGCCGUCGCUAUUCGCCUACCUCGGCACGCAAAACUCGAGGCAGCAACAGAUGUAUGGAUGCGCAUCCAUCCUGGUUCGCAACCAGGAGCUUUUCGCAAACGGCGGAUGCCCCUACGUCAUCUCGGGUGCCCUUAUGCGAGCCAGCUUCGGCAAGGAUGCCGGCUUUGCAGCAAAGUUCGACAAGGAGGUCGAGGCGUCUUGCUGCGGGGAUGCCGAGUUGAGCAUCGCGCUGCGCAAGUCAGCCAGUCCACCGAUCAAGGAACUGGCGCCUACGGGCGGGAGGUUCAUCAACGACCGUCCGCAAGAGAUUACCUUCGACGAGAACAACUUCUGCGAGCCGGUGUUCAACUUCCACCAUCUUACGCCGACCGAGAUCCAGUGGCUGGCAACUAUCGAGCGUCAAAUCCGCACUGCCAAACCGAACGUCCCUGUGCUGUAUGCGGAUGUCUUCGACCACGUCUUGCCGCACAAGCUGCUGGACGCCGUAUCGGCAUCCGCUAAGAAGGGAGGGAAGAAGGAUGUGGAGCUUAAUCCGACGCUAGAGGAUUGGGAGGCUUUCGGGAGCGGGGAUAGCGGCGUCAAGAAGGGCGAGCGAAGCAAGGACGUGGAGAGUUGCAAGGGAGAAUGCGAGAAGAGUGCGGGGUGUACGACGUGGUUCUGGAUCAAGGUCACCGAGACCGACGAGGAUGGUGACUGCUACAUGCUGCACGAUCGCGUGCGCGUGGGCAAGGCGUACAAGGGCACGGGCGUACGCACGAGCGGAUGGAUCGGCGAGCGUGUGCUCGACUUUAAGACCAAGCACGAGUGCAAGAAUCGCCCCACCGUCUAA
Molecule: messenger RNA, 1629 nt
Organism: Moesziomyces antarcticus
Lineage: Eukaryota; Fungi; Basidiomycota; Ustilaginomycetes; Ustilaginales; Ustilaginaceae
Product: glycosyltransferase family 31 protein
Exons: 1
Coding region: 1-1629 (542 amino acids)
Source: RefSeq, a predicted model, not a curated record